AUGACGGCACUCAAAAGUGACAAGGUCCACGGCUCCUCGUAUUUCUUUGACGUUCCUCCCGGUCUCCGAGUCGAGACCCGGAGCCAGUCUUCACCACCUCAUGUGGUGACCGCCUGGAAAAACAUCGCCAUGGCGCACUUGUCGAAACGACCAUUACCCGACGAUCAGCCUCCAGAAUUUGGAAUAUGGGUCGUCGUGGCCAUAAUAGCCGCCAUUGUCGUCGUUUCUGGCGUUGCUGCUGCCCUCGUCAUCCUUGUCUUGAAGUACAGGCAACCACAGUCCUACAGCCAACUCCACCACAUCGACUCUCAGCCGUCGAGUGCAAAGCUACCAAAGAUUGCACAUGAUAUGACUCCAAGGAAUGUUUUGUACUCCGUGCAUGAGGACCAGAGGAGGUGCAUGAUCCGAAAGUCGCUGGCUGACCGGAGGGUCGAGCCUUUGACUUGCCUUCACGAAGAAGGCCGCCGAGUCAGGCCAAGCAGUCGUUCAGGAAACCAGAGCUGUCAAAGCCAUGAAGCGGGCUCUUUAGUAAAAGACUGGAAGGAGUUUGAGGCGGCACUGCGGAUGGACAAGUCAAGAUCGCCGAUGUGCCAUCCCAGCGUCAUGCUGUCGACACACCCGCCGCCUGCACGAAGAGCUGCCGAACCAUUCGCUCCGUGA
Metarhizium album ARSEF 1941 is the source of this 660-nucleotide messenger RNA. RefSeq lists its product as uncharacterized. Bases 1 to 660 code for a protein of 219 amino acids. The transcript has a single exon. The record is from RefSeq and is a predicted model, not a curated record. Lineage: Eukaryota; Fungi; Ascomycota; Sordariomycetes; Hypocreales; Clavicipitaceae.